Molecule: messenger RNA, 1381 nt
Organism: Aspergillus heteromorphus CBS 117.55
Lineage: Eukaryota; Fungi; Ascomycota; Eurotiomycetes; Eurotiales; Aspergillaceae
Product: putative mitochondrial translation release factor (RF-1)
Exons: 3
Coding region: 20-1306 (428 amino acids)
Biological process (GO): translational termination
Molecular function (GO): translation release factor activity
Source: RefSeq, a predicted model, not a curated record
CAAGGCUGAAACAUGCAACAUGUCCAACGCUUUGUGGGUAUGCUCUCAAUGUUUCGCACGGUCAGCUAGGGUUGGUUUAAGUCAACGCUUCCUUUUACAGCGGCGGGGUUUGAAAACAGAUUCCGGCCUCUCUCCAGGUUUACUCGCUCGCGCUCGUUCUCUGGCCACAGAGCAUUCCACACUCUCUGCCCACUUGGCAGAUGCAUUCGAUGCGAAAGCUGCAAAGCGAAUCGGCGAGCUUGCACUGAUUGCAAGCACCUUGAAGGAAUGGGAGCAUGCAAAUAAAUCUGUAUCGGAGUUGUUGUCCUUGCUCCAUGACCCGGAUACCGAAGCCGAGCUGAGAUCUCUUGCUGUAGAGGAGUUAGAAAGUAGCAAGGCUACACUGCCUGCUAUUGCAGACAACUUGGCAAAGGCUCUUAUUCCCCGUCAUCCUUUCGCAGAUCUUCCCUGCUUGCUUGAAAUACGUCCUGGCGCAGGCGGAGAUGAAGCCGGUCUCUUUGCUUUCGAGUUAUUAAAGAUGUAUAUCACGUUUUGCUCACAUCGUGGGUUUCGAUACAACCUUUUAAAACGGGAAGUUGGGGACGGUCCUUCUGAUGAUCGUCUGAGCGAGGCAGUAUUGGAAGUUGAUGCAGACGGAGCUUAUGAUCUUCUGAGAACCGAAUCAGGCGUACACAGGGUGCAGAGGGUCCCGGCUACGGAGGCCAAGGGCCGCACCCAUACCAGUGCGGUCAGUGUGAUGGUUCUUCCGAGUUUUCGAGAUGCUGGAAGCGGCUUGGAUAGUUCACACGAUCACGAGGACCCUAGCAGUGACUAUUAUGUUGAUCCCCAAGAAGUCCGUACAGAGAAGAUGCGAGCCAGUGGGGCGGGCGGCCAGCAUGUAAACAAGACAGAAUCUGCCAUUCGCUUGACCCAUAUCCCGACAGGUACUGUUGUAUCGAUGCAGGAUUCCCGGUCCCAACAUGCCAACCGGAAGAAGGCAUGGCAAAUCCUGCGAGCGAAAUUGGCCGAAGCAAGACAGGAAGCUCGGGAGCAGGAAAUGGUCGAGCUCAGGAGAGGGGUCAUGGGUGGUGUUGCUCGGAUGGGACGUGGCGACAAGAUCCGAACUUAUAAUUACGGCCAAAGCCGCUGCACUGAUCAUCGAAGUGGUCUUACAGUACACAACCUAGAUGAUGUCCUCGAUGGUGGCAAGAGUCUAGAAACUGUAAUGGAUAGUGUGCGGACAUGGCUUGUUGACAACGAGAUAGCGGCUAUGGCUGCCGAGGAUUCAGCCAAAGACAAAGAAUGGCUGCGUGCUCCACCGUCCUAGGGUCUGUAUAAUGACAAAGUAACCAUUCAUUCAAACAUUGGCAUAUAAUCACCACAUUGCAUAGCAUUUAUAUAA